AUGUUCCGUGCUUGUACGCAGAAAGUGCCGGGCACAGUGUCGGACGGGCAUGUCGGUGCCGGCGUGCUUUCCGCGACGUCGUUCGGGUGGGUAGCGAAACAGAUCGACCAUCUGACAGGCGAGAAGGGUCGUAGUGGGGUGAGCAUCGAGAGCGUCGAGAUGAAGGGGCUGAAGGCUUUGCGCGACAGCAUGGUUGAGUACGUCGGCAAGGUCAUUGCCGUAAAACGCACCGCGGCACCGACUUCUCAAGCCGCCGGACCCGCCGACAGUGCCAUUGAUGACGACGGCGCGGAAGGACAGAAGGCGCCCCAAGGUGCAGUUGCCGCCCAGCAUCAGGGGAACGCGAGGGUGCAUGGGGAAGGUGGAAACGGUGGAGGAGGCGAUGCAGAGGCAGGUGCAGGAAGGUUGGAAACGGAGAAGUCGUCGUCGUCGUCUGAGUCGGAGUCGGAGUCGGAGGAGGAAGACGAGGCGGUGAAGCGUAAGGUCGAGGACGAGGAGGAGGAGGAGGAGGAGGAGGAGGAUGAGGAGGAGGAGGAGGAGGAGGAGGAGGAGGAGGAGGAGGAGGAGGAGGAGGAGGAGGAGGAGGAGGAGGAGGAGGAGGAGAAUAAGGACGAGAAUGGUGAGAAGUGGGAGGGAGGGGAUGAAGAGGUGGAGCUCGUGGUGGAGUAUGUAGAGGGUACGGUUGAGGCGGGAGCGGCGGAAGAGGCGGUGGGGUCGGCAGAUCAGGGGAAUGAGGAAGAGAAGGAUGACGGCGAGGAAAAUGCUACGAGGUCGGCAGAUGUGGGGAAGGAGAAGGGCGAGGUCGGCGUGGAGGCAACGACGGGAAAUGGCCAGGAUGAGGGGGCCUGCGAGGGAGGUGGGAAGGUGUCGGUCAACGCCGGCGAAGGGGCGAACAACACGGGCGUGCAGGAGACCGGGGAAGCACCUGGUCGGCAGGGCCCUGAACUGGACGACGUUGAGGAGCUGCAACGGGAGAACUGGUUAUUGCGGGCGGAGAACGCUCGGCUGGCGACGUUGCUCGAUGCGGAGCGGGCUCGGCUGGACGGGUUUUUUGUUGGGGUCAGUGGACUCGUCGACCACGUUAAAGGGUUGGCCGAGCAGGUCGACGACACCGAGAAGUAUGCCGCGGAACAGCUGCGAAACGCGACGGAGGCCAUGUCGAAGACCAUCACGGGCAACAUCACCGGCAGCUUUGACGAAGCGUGGAAGUCGAUGAAGACAUUCGCGGAACAGGCGACGGAGUGGUUGGAGGACUUCGACAAUCCAGAGGGUCGUGUCGCGUAUGCACGGGCGGUAGCAGUCUCCGCCUUGGCCGAACACGUAGAUUCGGUGGUGGGCGAUGCGAAGAAGGGGUUGGAAGAGUACGUCUCAAACCACCUUGCCUCCGCGCAGGUCAACAUCGCCACCGCUGUGACCGCCAGGCUCGCCGUGCCGCCGCCGCCACCGCCUCAUCCCACGCCGCCCGCCAUCCUGGAAGAGCUUUUGAAGUCGUUCAAGGCCGACAUCAUGAAGGCGGUGACGGAGGCCACCCAGCAGUCUUUCGUUGCUUCCAGGAUGAAGAUGAUGAUAGAGAUGAUCGGCACUGUGGCGCCAGGUCGACGUGGGUCGUCGCCUUCGGCCAAUGACGCCGAUAACGCGCAAAGAAAAACGGCCGAGAAGAAGGGCCAUAAGAGGACGGGCGACGGAGACGACAAGGAGAGCUUGAAGCGGAGCAAGGGAGCGGACGGUAGCCGCGGGUCGAAGCCUGCGCAACAGAGCGUGGUCAACCAGCUGAAGACGAAGGCGGGGUGGAAGGUGGUAAGGACGUCGCACAGCAAGGGAGGCGGAAGCGGGGGAGCAGAGGGUGGCCCUGCCGACGGGGUUGCCGUUAACGUAGCUGCUCUGACUGGCCCGCCUUUGGUCGCCGAGCAGACCCAUCCUCAGCCGAGCGGUGGGAAAGGCGUGACCGACAAGGAGGUGCCAACUGCUCAGGCGGCGAAUGAUGGCGACUCCGGAACCACCAAGGGACCGUCCGUCGCGGCGGCGGCCAAGCCUGCUUCUGCUACGGUUGCCGGCACCACCAAGUCGAGUCCCUGUAACCCCCUUGCGGCUACCAGCGCGCCUGCCGGCCAGUCAGAGAUGCUCCGCCGCAUGGAGGCACAUAGCAGGGACGUGCAGCAGCAUCCCGUGGUCGACGCCGGCCUUCCUGGAACAGCAUGUCGCUCCGUCACUACGCAGGUUGCUGGCAAGUCGUCCGGUGCCCCACCUGCCGCGCCUCCGGUGGCUGCCCCACCGCCUGCGGACCCCAAGUCCGCUUUUCUUCGCUCCCAUUUAGGCGCACGCAAAGCGGCUGCUCCGUUAGUGACCCUGCCGGAACUCGGCAAAAGCGCGACGCCGACGUCGGUAAACGCGAUCACACCCACACCAGGUGCAUCUGUGGUCGAUGUGGUGGCGGAGAAGGGAGUGAGUGCAGCGUUCGCCACCGGCGGCCGCGCAGACAAGCAUGCCGUCCUCGCUGUCUUCAUGGCCCAUUUUGAGGCAGCAAAGCGCCCCGAGCAUGCCCCUGUUAUGGCCAUCAUAGACACGGCGCAUGUGGUGCCGUCGGCGACCCACGGAGGGGGUUCGGCGGAGCAGACGGCCGCAACGGCUGCUGUCGCCGAGAGAAAUGCUGGACGGAAGGAAAAGGAUGACAACGGGAAAGGGUAG
Molecule: messenger RNA, 2685 nt
Organism: Closterium sp. NIES-65
Lineage: Eukaryota; Viridiplantae; Streptophyta; Zygnematophyceae; Desmidiales; Closteriaceae
Source: the annotation of a GenBank genome assembly